Bactrocera neohumeralis is the source of this 4257-nucleotide messenger RNA. RefSeq lists its product as uncharacterized. Gene Ontology annotation, biological process: regulation of transcription by RNA polymerase II. The record is from RefSeq and is a predicted model, not a curated record. The transcript is spliced from 9 exons. Bases 514 to 2829 code for a protein of 771 amino acids. Gene Ontology annotation, molecular function: DNA-binding transcription factor activity, RNA polymerase II-specific; RNA polymerase II cis-regulatory region sequence-specific DNA binding; protein dimerization activity. NCBI's taxonomy places the organism in Eukaryota, Metazoa, Arthropoda, Insecta, Diptera, Tephritidae.
AGAGCAACUAAAAACAACAAACGUAUUACUAGAAACAGGCUUCCAGCAGUUAGUCAGCCAAAGUCAGAUAGACAUAACAGUGUCGCGCGCAUACAUACAAUUUUGCGAAUCGGCCAUAUUGGUGUUUUUGUUUCGUGGCUAUCGACUUUGCAAGUAGAGGGCAAACAAAGGCAAUCAGUAUUAACGCAAAUACAUCUAUGAGUUUGUCCCUACACAUAUAAAAGUUCUUAACAAAACACUGUAAAACGCAACAAAAGCAACAGUCGCCACAUUAACGACAACAAUAACGAAAAAACAACACGUGAACACGAACACAAGCAAGUUCAGCUAACAACAGGCAAUAAAUGUAGAUGUGUGUGGCUGCGUGCAAAUAAUUGAAUUCAAGAGUUGGCCAUCUUUUCCAGCAUCAAAAGUGGACACUCCUCGAAAAAUAUUUUUAUCUAUUGGAUUUAUUUUCCAUCGCAGAGUGCAAAAAGUCACGUGCAUCAUUCAAUUAAACUAAUUAUAAUUGCUAUGUCGACAGGAUUGAAGGUACUCCUAGAUGCUGCUCAGUAUAUUGAGCAUCAAGAGAAACUAAAGAGAUCUCCAACUACUGCCUCAAAUGGAUCUGUCGGGGAACCCUAUAUUAAUCAAUGCUCUUUGGGUUUUGAUAUAGCAAAUGGUGUUCGCAAUAACAACAAUAAUGUUAUGAAUGCAAGAAAUACACGAUCCACUACGGAUUUGGUUAAAGUUUCCUCUUCUGCCCCAACUGCAAGUACUACGUUUCAUCACAUUACAAACGGGGUGAUCAUAACUAACAAUAACAGUUCUCUUACUGGAAGCCAACUGCUAGUUGAAAUGAAACCUAGUCAGCGUAAGCAUAACAACAACAGAACUAUGAAUGAGUACGAUGGAACAAUUGAAGCCUUGAAAGCCAGCCCAAAAAUACUAAAUUCCUCCAAACAGUUAUCAAUACAAACGAAUACUACGACUGAUAGUGCUGUCAAUGAAACUAGCAUAUCCGAGGAUGCUUUUUCCUCAAAUUCAAAGUCAUCUCCAGAAUCAGAGAAUGGGCUGACUGCCUUAUUUUCAAUACGACCUACUGUUCGAUGUUCAAGUGAACCACAAGAACAUCAGCAGCCACCUGCGACAGAAGAGGAGCUAACUAAGGGGAAGAAUGAGCAGUUCAAAAAGUCAAAAGCAUAUAGACUUGUAGAUAGUGACAGUUGCGAUAUUGUUGUCGUGACCGCUGCUGCUAACAAACAAAUGUUACUGAAUGAUGGUCUGCGCGUUGCAUCGCCGGCGGCUAAUACAUAUUCUAUACCGUCUAAGGCGAUAAGCAUACCUAAACAAGCACAGCAGCAUCACUCGGUAGCCUCCAAAUUUUCGCUGAUCAACAGCACCUCAGCCCCACAGUCAAUAAUUUAUAAGCCUUCCGAACCUCUUACCCCACCGCCUAUUGCGUGUAGAAAAGUUGAUGAAACGCAUUCACGGAUACGCAGUUUCUCACUUUCCCAUAAAAUUCCAGCCAACCAACCACUUUUAAAAAAUGGAGAGCUUGGGAAAAUGAUCAUUGAAGAUGGAAACGCAUUACGUUGCAUUGAAGACGACGAAACAUUGACAAGACACAACUCGACUGGUAGUCACUAUUUACAGAUGAUGUCAGCACAACAUUCGGCAACUACUAAUCCACUAUUGCACAUGACUCCCAUGAUAAGUGCCAGCGGUCGAAGGCGAACUAUAAGUUCCAAUAGCAAUGGGGCUGGUACCCGUGAAGUGCACAAUAAGUUGGAAAAAAACCGGCGUGCACAUCUCAAAGAAUGCUACGAGCAGUUAAAAAAUCAACUCCCAUUAAAGGAAGACGAACGUAAAAAGACGUCAAAUUUGGCUAUACUUGGUGAAGCAAUUAAAUAUGUAAAAACUCUUAAAAAGAAAGAUCAGGAACUUGAAGCUGAAGUAGAACAGUUAGCAAAAAUGAAAAUAAAUUCACAGCUUAAGCUUGUGUCAUUAAAACGAGAACUGGGUCCAAAGUAUGAGCAAAUGUUUCCAGGUCCCUUUUUGGAUUUUGAUUUGAACAAUUGCGAAAAAGAUAAUUCAAAUGAAACCCGGUCUCUUUCGUCUGGACGUGGAAGCAUACUUUAUAGUUCGUCAAGCUCGUUAUCAAGCGGCGGCAGUAAUGGAAGUACGACGAUGUCCUCACCAGUCGGCGCUAGUAUGCCCCAGCCCUCUGCUCUAUCACCUGUGAUAUCUAAAGCUUGCAUAAAUAACAAUAUUUCGAGCAGUGUGAAUGGCAACAAUAGCUCUUCCAAUAUUAAUGUGGCUACAAAGUCUCCCGCCGUAUUUGAACACAAGCAACAGCAGAUUAAGUCAUCCGCUUCAAUAUCAGAUUAUACUAGUCCAACCGGUACGUCACCUACAAAUACAAGUGUUGCAUUGGCAAACAGAAGUAUUACAAAUGUAAGCAAUGCGGCGCUUUCGUUGACAGCUAAAAACAUUUCGGCUAUGUCACUUACACGUGACUCACCAACACCAUCAACUCCAUCUCCAUCACCGUCAUCUUCGAGUUGUGUUUCAUCGUCAUCAUCUUUAAUAUCAUCAUCUCCGCCACGUCCUUUAAAUGGUAUAAUUAGCGGACGGAGUGUGACAGUCAGUAUUCCAAAUAAUGUAAAAUUUGCAAGCUCUGGGCUUGGUACUAGUCGAGUAAUAGCUCCGGUUACAGCAUCAACCAUUGUUAAUGCAACAACAUCGACAACAACGACCAUAUUAUCGGCAUCUUCGCCCAACAAUGGUGUUAAUUCUACAAAUAAUGCUAUAAUGCUCCAAGCUUUACGGGGAUGCCAUUUAGUGUGAACCAUGUUCGUGAAUUAUCCCUACGAGCGUAAUGUCGGCCGUAUUCUCAAUCAUAGAUAUCAUAUUCGGCAUUCAAGCAUAUACCAACAGAUGAUAGAAAAUCGAAGAAAUACAGAAUGCAAAAUUUAAUGAUAAAAAGAUGCUAUUCCAAUAGAGGGUGUCACUAAAAACAAAAUAAGUAAAUAUUCAUACAGAUGACAAGAAAAACGUUAAAAUUUACACCCUUAGAAAUACACAUACACAUACAUACAUAAAUAAAUAACAUAUUUGUGCUACUGUCUUAAGAUCAAGGUGUGUAUAAUGAAAAGCAGAAAUUGCUUAAACUUCAAAAUACCAUAUUCUUUUAGGUCUCACAUAGACAAAGGUCGAAUAGCAAGAUUUUCUGUAAAGUGAAAGCCAAUUUAAAGUUUACAUGUGCAAUAUAACGAAUAGCAGCAGUGAACAACGACUAUCAUCGACAAUAACAGUCGAUAUUGUACAUACAUACGUAUAUUGUUUGUAAACGUAAAUAACCACGAGAUGAAGAAACCUCAAUGGUACUGUGCAUUUAAAACGACUGUUAUCCUGGAUACAAACAUGGUUUAAACUUGCCAGUUAAUAUCUUAAGUUUAAAUAUAAUGAGAGUAUGCGAAUAUUGAAUUUUACUUGCAAGGAAAAACAUUGUGUUUACAUAAAUUAUUUAUUUACUGGAUCGUCAUUAAAAAUACAAAACGUUAUAAUAAUUUUUCAUCAUCUUUGAUAUCAGGCCUGAAUAAUACUGUAUUGCAAAUUAGCCAUUAUUUUGGUACAAUUAAAUAAAUUAAUUUGUAUGCAAAUUAUACAUAUUUGGUCAUCGUUAGCAUAUAGUAUACAUACGUAUGUACAUACAUUACCUCAAUGAUAAUUGUAAUUAACGAGGUUCGCAUCCAUAAUUUGGAAUAUAUAUGACACCACCGUAAGUAAGCGAUUCAGUAGCUGAUGAUAUGUCGGCGGGUAGAAACGCAGUUGCAACAAGAACCACCAAUGGACAAAAUACAAAUUUACUCUUAUUUUUCUAAUAAUAUCUACUUAUAUCUGUCUAUGUACACCAUUAAGACCAACGUUAAUGAGUAGAAAACAAUAUCUAUUGCAUUAACGGUCUCCACAAUAUUCAUGUUAUUAUACGGACACAUACCAUGUACAUUUGUACAAAUUCGUAUGCUACUGAAUUUUAUCGAAACUCGUAAUAUACAUAUAAACAUAUACAUCAUUUAAACAAUAAAUGUUAAGAAACACGCAUACGUAUGUACAAUUGAAACAGAUUUGAAAACAAAAUAACAUAGAGAAUAAAGGUCUUAGAGUCCCGCACUAAUAAAAAUUAACUUUCAAUGCAUAAUUAUGUGUUAUAACUAAUAAGGCAGGGCAAAUAAUUAAGUGGCAAAAAAAAAAAAAAAAAAUAAAUAAAUAAAA